AUGAAGGGACUGUGUCCAGCCUACCCGCCAGGUUACUUUCCUGUGAUUACGUUGCCACCUGGAACAGUACUAACACCUUCGCCUUCAGUGAUACCAACAUUCCAACCGACGCCGCCUUUUCCGCAGACUCCGCCCACGCCGCCCACGCCCCCCGUACCAACAUACGUCCCUACCUUUCCGGCGCCCACAAUAGUGCCACCGACGCUGGCCCCGUGCCCACCAGAGCCGCUCGUUUGCCUGCCCGGUGGAGCGCGACCGCUACCAAACUGCCCCUGCAUCGAUCCGAGGCAGCAAAACUCCCAGAUGAUGUCAGCAGUUGUUCCGAUAAUGCCACCGACUGCUCUGGCAGAGGCAGCACCAGUCCAAAUGGGCUCGGACAUGAUGGUUUUCAUGCCACUCAAUGCCACCAGGCGUCGUCGACGACGACGAACUCAGACGUGCUUUGACUCUCGUGCUCGCGUCGGCUUCUGCCUAUCCCUAGCUUCUUGUCCCCAUCUGAUCGAGGAGUACUACAGCCAUACUGCCAUAAAUCCCAUUGCUAUCGAUUUUCAGACAUUUCUAGGAAAUUCCAUAUGCGGGUACGAUGGCUCCAGCUUUCGGAUUUGCUGUGCUGGUAACAUGAGACCAAAUGGAAUCGUCUUCAACCCACGUCCAACAACGCCUGCCGGACAAGGCGGAAAUUUCCUGUUCUCCGCUCUUGGUGCCUCAAGUGUGCCUUCUGCUUCAAUUCCGACACCUCCUGUUUAUCGGCCCGUACCACCUACCACAGCUCCAGUUGUUUUUAAGCCAGCACCACCCACAACUGCCCCCGUCACAUUUCAACCUGCACCGCCCACCUCUCCAGGAACCAUUAUUCGACCAUCUGUUCCAUUGCCCAGCAGCUCCCAAACUCCGGGAGUCAAAGCUGCGGGCUGUGGAACCAGCACAGCCACCACAAACCGUGUGGUAGGUGGCAUGGAGGCCAGGCGCGGGGCCUAUCCUUGGAUCGCAGCCCUGGGAUAUUUGGACGAGCUAAAUCGCAAUGCUCGUAAAUAUCUGUGUGCUGGAAGUUUGAUCAGCAAUCGGUUCGUUGCCACCUCAGCCCACUGCAUCAAUCCUUCAUUGAUAGUGGUGCGCUUGGGAGCGCAUGAUCUCGCCAGGUCAGACGAUGGCGUGGAGUUUGGCAUACGCCGCACUGUUGUUCAUGAGAACUUUGAUCUGUCCACCAUUGCCAAUGAUAUAGCCCUCGUUGAGUUGAAUGGAGUGGCCCCAAAUACCGCAACCAUUGGCCCGAUUUGUUUGCCAGAGACCAGUAGCUUUCUGACCCAAGACUUUGUCGGCAUGAAUCCUUUUGUUGCGGGCUGGGGCGCGGUGAAGCAUCAAGGCCCCACGUCACAUGUCUUGCGAGAUGUCCAGGUGCCGAUUGUGAGUCGUCAGGUUUGCGAGCAGAACUACAGGUCUGUUUUCAGGUUCGUUGAAUUCAGCGACAAGUUGAUUUGUGCCGGUAACUCAAUCGUCGAUGCUUGUCAGGGCGAUUCCGGUGGACCGCUUAUGAUGCCGCAGCUGGAUGGCCACAUUUACCGAUUUUACUUGUUGGGCAUUGUAUCUUUUGGAUAUGAGUGUGCCCGAACUGGUUUUCCAGGGGUUUACACGAGAGUCGCUUCCUAUGUUCCAUGGAUUAGAAGGCACAUUGCUUAAUCUUUCC
Molecule: messenger RNA, 1684 nt
Organism: Scaptodrosophila lebanonensis
Lineage: Eukaryota; Metazoa; Arthropoda; Insecta; Diptera; Drosophilidae
Product: serine proteinase stubble
Exons: 7
Coding region: 1-1677 (558 amino acids)
Biological process (GO): proteolysis
Molecular function (GO): serine-type endopeptidase activity
Source: RefSeq, a predicted model, not a curated record